Molecule: messenger RNA, 1896 nt
Organism: Xyrauchen texanus (razorback sucker)
Lineage: Eukaryota; Metazoa; Chordata; Actinopteri; Cypriniformes; Catostomidae
Exons: 7
Coding region: 1051-1743 (230 amino acids)
Source: RefSeq, a predicted model, not a curated record
GUUUACUAAUUGAAUAAUUGCACAUUAAAAGAAAAUGUAUACCUCCUAAUUGAGAAACAUAUAUCUUGGGAUUAUACUCCAAAUAGAAGAUUGAUUGUGAAGGAAACGUUUAAGCUAAUUAAUUUUUAAGGUAUUGUUAAGAGAAUCAAAAUCAAUGAAAUUUAAGCCACCUUUAUUAUAAGAAUUCAAAAUAACUGAUUUUAUAAUACUCAAAUGGAAUACUAAUUCCCUUAGUAUUUCCAUUGAUGCCUUACACAGAAACCUGUCAAUCAGGGUCAAGGGUUGGAUUAUGCUAUGGGGCGUGUUUGUCUUGGGAAGUGACGUCACUCACAGUCGACGGUCAAGAGGUGAUGCCCUGAACAGACGCCGGUUUAUCAAAUCAAAUCACUUUAUUGUCACACUACCAUGUACACAAGUGCAACAGUAAAUGAUGGGUUAUUUCAUCAACCCAACCGCUGGGUUAUGAAAUGUUUUACCCAUUAUGGGUUAUUUAUAUGGAUUUUGACUCAACACAUGAGUUGCACAAAAUUACCCAAAUUCCAUCUACCCAACAUACAUCGGUUGACCCAGCACGUGGGUUGUUUGUGCUUUGAACGUCAUCAUCAUCACCACCAGACUCAGAGUCCACCAGAUCGAAUCCACACACCGAGCGCUCGUCACAGAGAACCUGACUGUUCAUCCAGCAAGGCAAAUAAAUUAAGAUCAAUGGACAGCUUUGUCACUGACACGUUGACAGAGUGGCAGCUGACAGACCUUGUUGAAAGAUUUCAAGAUGUCUUUGUGUUUUCUAUUUUUGUCUUUCAGAGGAGGGGAUUGAUGAGGAGAGUUUUCUUCUUUUAGAUGAGGCUACCAUCAACCAGUUGAUCCCAAGAGCUGGCCCUAGGCUGAAGUUCAACCAGCAGGCCGCGAAGCACGGCACCGACACCACCACAAACGCCAGAUGAUGCAAGGGCUCUUAUACCAGAAUGUACCAUAUCAGACGAACGUGCAUCACAGCUUAAAGAAUGGUUGGGAAACAAUUCUCAGCCCCUCAGCCAGAUAGAGUCCUACAUGGAGAACACGGCAGUCUACAGGGCCAAGUGGAUUAGGGACAACAAUUGGACCAUCGAUCAGAUCCUCGAAGAGUUCCUCAGCCUAAUGACCAAAGGCAUGAUUGCACAGGACUUUCUUGUCCUGCAUGGGGAUGCUGCUUCAAAAUUGUUUGAAACGUGGCUACCCAUUUAUGCUGACAAGAUCCUGUUCCUGGCAAGACAGGAGGGGAAGCUGACAUUGCCCCUGGAUGGAUUAACACCAGAUGGCGUUGGGGAUCUCGCCCUUAGGCAGCUGCCAGCCUUGCUUCCACCUACAACAUACAAAGCUGGCCGUGGCCGCGGUGCAAAAGUGGUUCGCCACACCAUCCAGGAAUGCAGCUUGGCCUUCAUCGACCAUAAGCCUCCUGGAAUAAACAUGGUGGAGUACCUCCAUGAGGCCAAGGCAUGCAAGCCAUACCCCCACAUCCUGACGCUGGGAAAUGAGCAGAGUGCAUUUCAGGCCUUUGCCAUAAUAGCUGGACAGGCCCUGGAACAAGAAACACUGCUUCAGGCCAUUGAUGUCUGCUUUAAGGCAUUCUAUGUCUUUCACGUAAAAUACCCGAAGCAGUGUGAACAUGUCUGGGAAUUCAUACAGACUGUUAUAUAUGACAUGCCAGGAGGGGAAUCUAAAAUGGUCAAGUUUAUUCACAGUAGAAUACUUGCUUGCAAGUAGAGCUAAUGGCUCCCGUUGACUGUUAAAUGUUCAGCCAGUUCAUUCAUAAUUGAAUGUUUUCCUACUUAAGUGAUAUUAACUGCACCAGUUCCACUAUAUUGUUGAUAUUAAAGUAAUAAAAUAUUUUGUUUCAAAGAUUCCAUUGUUGUUUUG